GCGGAAGGCGGAAGUUUAUCUGACAGAGAGCUAAGCUAACUAGCCUAGCUUGUGAGGUCUAACCGGCCAGUUUUCCGCCACUCCUCGUCUCUACUUCUAUCCUCGGCAGGAUGAGUCUCCAGUGGAUGGCCGUGGCCACCUUCCUCUACAUGGAGGUGUUCCUGGUGCUGCUGCUCUGCAUCCCCUUCAUCUCACCCAAGAGGUGGAGUCGCCUCUUCAAGUCCCGCAUGGUCCAGACCAUCGCUCUCUACGGCAACACCUCCUUCAUGGUGGCCAUCGCCAUCCUGGUCUUCCUGCUCAUCGAUGCGUUCCGCGAGGUGAGGAAGUACAGCGUCCCAGAGAAGGUGGACCUGGUCAACAACCCCACAGCAGUGGAGCACAUCCACAUGAAGCUGUUCAGGGCCCAGAGGAACGAGUACAUCGCCGGCUUCGCCCUGCUGCUCUGCCUACUUCUCCGUCGCAUAGCAACCCUGCUGUCCCAGCAGGCCUCUCUGAUGGCGUCCAACGAGGCCUUCAAGAAGCAGGCAGAGGGUGCUAGCAACGCUGCCAAGAAGUUCAUGGAGGAGAAUGACCAGCUGCAGCAGAAGCUGAAGGGGGCGGGGCUAAAGGUACCUGAUGCGGGCGCUAAGAAGUCUGGAGAAGAGGAGGAGGACCUGGCGCAGGAGGUGAAGACUCUGAGGGAGGAGCUGGCCACCGCCAAGAAAGCCCUCCAGAAGUCGGACAGCGACGUGCGGGCCAUGAAGUCCCAGGCAGAGAACCUGACCGUGGAGUACGACCGGCUGCUGGGGGAGCACAGCGUGCUGCUGGCCAGCGGAGACUCCAGGGACAAGAAGUCAGACUGAAGCUCCCUGCUUCACCUUCAUCAAGCUCCGUCUGCCUCCACCACUUCACGCACAUGACGUCACUUCCUGAUAACCGAUGUCCCUUUGGAGCGGUUGCAACCAGUUUGUUUCCAGCGGGACAUCCAAUAGGAAGUAUUCCCCCCCCCCCCCCCCCCCUCAAGAACAGUACCAAUAGGACUCUUCUCUACCCAAGCCUGCUUUAAGCCUCCAGUUAGCAUGAGGAGGCUAGCCCUCAUGCUAACGCCGUAUGGAGAGCAGGGCUUUACUCUGUUGCGAUGUGCUCACCGUUCAGUGGGUUUCUUUUAUCACGGUUUGAAGUAAUGUUAUGUGAAUGCCACGUUGGCUAAAGCGCUAGCUUCCUUAGGCGGUUUAUCGGCCGUCAGUGCUAGGGGGAGUUCCGGAGCCAAUCCCCUGCUAGGACCGACAGGUGGGGCUGACACCUGUUGGCUCGGGGCAGUGGACUUUAGCCUCGGGCUUCUCCUGCCAGUCGGUUAGAUCCUGAGGGGCUCCUCUUCAGACUUCAUGUUCGGACCAUGCUUCACCGUGCGACUCUUCUUCUGCACUGUUCAUCGAAUGUCUAAACUUUAUUGGUAUUUUUACGUUGUACGAGGAGUGGUUGAUUUGUGGGGAAAUGGAGCCAGGUGUCGAUGAUCCGUCCUGUUCACUGUAGGACACAAGUUGGACCAAAUGGGUUAAAGAAAUGUAGAGGGUGAUAAAUAAGAGCCUUGUUGUUCCGAGCCAGGAGGUCUGGCUCCGUUUACAGAGAAGAAGGGGAAAGUUGAACCUCCUGUAUGGUCUCUUCUAGGAAGGGAACUCUCUCCUCCCUCCUCCUCCUGUCUCUCUGAGUGUGUUAUGUACUGAAGCUGUUCCUGCUCCAAUAAACCAGUUCUCUCUG
Molecule: messenger RNA, 1737 nt
Organism: Gadus chalcogrammus (walleye pollock)
Lineage: Eukaryota; Metazoa; Chordata; Actinopteri; Gadiformes; Gadidae
Gene: bcap31
Product: B cell receptor associated protein 31
Exons: 8
Coding region: 111-842 (243 amino acids)
Biological process (GO): intracellular protein transport; endoplasmic reticulum to Golgi vesicle-mediated transport
Cellular component (GO): endoplasmic reticulum membrane; endoplasmic reticulum
Source: RefSeq, a predicted model, not a curated record